GCGGGGCAUUGUGGGCAGAGGGGCGGGGGUUGGGAAGAUGGCGGCUCCCAGCCUCCUCCACUGGAGGCGGGUUUCCUCCUCCACCGGGCCGGUGCCCCGCGCCCGGCACGGACACCGCGCCGUGGCUAUCCGGGAGCUGAUGAUCAUCUUCGGGGGCGGCAACGAGGGCAUCGCGGACGAGCUGCACGUCUACAACACCGUUACAAAUCAGUGGUUCCUACCAGCCGUUAGAGGAGACAUCCCUCCAGGCUGUGCUGCCCAUGGAUUUGUUUGCGACGGCACCAGAAUAUUGGUUUUUGGGGGAAUGGUUGAAUAUGGAAGAUACAGCAAUGAGUUAUAUGAGUUACAAGCCAGUCGUUGGUUAUGGAAGAAGGUGAAGCCCCAUCCCCCACCUUCCGGUUUACCUCCGUGCCCUCGGCUUGGACAUAGUUUCUCAUUGUAUGGCAACAAAUGCUAUUUGUUUGGUGGGCUGGCAAAUGAAAGUGAAGAUUCAAACAAUAAUGUUCCAAGGUAUUUAAAUGAUUUCUAUGAGCUGGAGCUGCAGCACGGCUCCGGCGUUGUGGGCUGGAGCAUCCCAGUCACCAAGGGGCUUGUGCCCUCCCCGAGGGAGUCCCACACCGCAGUCAUAUACUGCAGAAAGGGCUCCGGAAGCCCUCAGAUGUUCGUUUUCGGCGGAAUGUGCGGUGCCCGCCUGGAUGACCUAUGGCAGCUUGACAUCGAAACUAUGUCAUGGUCAAAACCAGAAACUAAGGGAACAGUGCCUCUUCCACGAAGCCUCCACACAGCCAGUGUUAUAGGAAACAAGAUGUACAUUUUUGGAGGAUGGGUUCCACAUAAAGGUGAAAAUACUGAGACUUCGCCUCAUGAUUGUGAGUGGAGGUGUACCAGUUCAUUUUCUUACCUAAAUCUAGAUACGGCAGAGUGGGCCACCCUAGUACCAGAUUCUCAGGAGGAUAAAAAAAACUCAAGACCAAGACCAAGAGCUGGACACUGUGCUGUUGCAAUUGGCACUCGGCUGUAUUUUUGGAGCGGAAGAGAUGGCUACAAAAAAGCACUGAAUAGUCAAGUUUGCUGCAAGGAUCUCUGGUAUCUUGAUACUGAGAAACCGCUGGCGCCGUCCCAAGUGCAGCUGAUCAAAGCCACCACCAGCUCUUUCCAUGUGAAGUGGGAUGAGGUGCCCACGGUAGAGGGCUACCUUCUGCAGCUGAGCACGGAUUUGCCGUACCAGGCUGCCGCGGCAGAUUCCUCAGCAGCACCAAACACACCAGGAGGGAGGGCAGAGCCUCACAGACAAGGCAGCAACAGCAUCCUUCCUCAUGGUAUCAGUGAUACAGUAAAUAGUGCAAAAACUGAGCACACAGCCGGGAAAGGAAUUUCAGUGAGAAACAAACCAGAUUUCAAAGCAGCAGAUCUGAAUGCCAUUUUGCAUUCACCUUUGGCGUCUAAUGCUUCUAAUCAUAAUAGUUGUGUGGCAGAUACGCUACGGAAAAAUGAAGGUCCUCACACUUCCGCGAAUGUAGGUGUGCCAAGUAGUUGCCUGGACUUAAGAACAGUCAUCCCAGAAUCUUCCGUAUCCGGUACUGUUUCCAGCGCACACGCUUUGAUAGCCCAGCAGACCAUUAAGACCGAGUCAUCAAGUACAAACGGAGCGGUGGUUAAAGAUGAGACGUCACUAACAGCGCUCAGUGCCAAAGCCGAAGUUGAUGAAACAUGUGCUCUACCUGCCACUAAGAUCAGCCGUGUGGAGAUGCACGCCACAGCCGUGCCGUUCUCUAAAGAGACACCUUCAAAUCCAGUGGCCACAGUGAAAGUAGGAGAACGACAGUGGUGUGAUGUGGGGAUUUUUAAAAACAAUACCGCGUUGGUGAGCCAGUUUUACUUGCUACCGAAGGGGAAGCAGAGCACCUCAAAGGUAGAAAAUGCAGAUGUUCCUGACUACAGUUUACUUAAGAAACAAGAUCUUGUUCCGGGCACGGGGUACAGAUUCAGGGUUGCUGCAAUCAAUGGGUGUGGAAUAGGCCCUUUCAGCAAAGUUAGCGAAUUUAAAACUUGUAUUCCUGGUUUCCCUGGAGCUCCCUCUGCAGUCAGAAUUUCCAAGAAUGUUGAAGGCAUCCACCUUUCCUGGGAACCUCCAACCUCCCCUUCUGGAAAUAUCUUGGAGUACUCUGCCUACUUGGCUAUCCGCACAGCACAGAUACAAGACAACCCGAGCCAGCUCGUGUUCAUGAGGAUUUACUGCGGUCUUAAGACUUCGUGCGUCGUGACCGCUGGGCAGCUUGCGAACGCGCACAUCGAUUACACGUCCCGGCCUGCCAUCGUGUUCCGCAUCUCGGCGAAGAACGAGAAGGGGUAUGGGCCGGCGACGCAAGUGCGGUGGCUGCAAGGUAACAACAAGAAAGCACCUUUAAACUGAGUGCAAUUUUUCACUGAUGCUGUUGUGAUGGCACUUAUUUAUUAGCAACUGGUGAUGAAGAGUUGUCAUUUAAAAAAAUAUUCUCCAACUGUAUUUCUAGUAGUUAUGAAUUUGAGUUUGUAAGUUGUUCUUAAAAUGUAUUUGCUCAAUUGUAGAUCCAAAUAAAAAUAGAAAAGAAGCAAGGACUCUGAAAAUUAGUAUAUGGAUUCUUCCUUACAUGUAUAGCUCUUUCACAAAGAAAAACAAUAAAACUGAGAUAAAGCUAGAAGGAUUUGCUAGCCGACACCUUUUCUAAAGCUGUGUAACUCAGUCUUCCCCGAGUUACUGAGAUGAGUCCAGCAGCUGGACGUUGUUCUCUCUCCUGCCUUAGAAAGUGAAGCCCCUGCGCUGCAGGCGCCCUGUGUCUGAGGGCUCCCUCCGACUCCAUCUGUGCGAGCCGUGCUGACCGCGAUCUUCCUUUGGAUAUCUGUUAGGCUCGGUUCAGUAGACAUUGGAUUCCUUUCUUCACUUACAUUUGGUAUAGAGCUUGACCAGGACAGAGAAGAAGCAAGCUUAGAGACUCUGCUUUUGAAUUUCUAUUCCUUUUCCGGAAUCAUGGCAAGACACAAAAAGAAUAAAGGGUAGUCUCCAUUCCCCAGCCCAAUAUACUUGAGUAUAUUUUUGGCUAAAGCACAUACUUUGUCGGGCCCUUAAGCUCCUCCUUAACAGAUGAGGGGUUAGAAGAGUUUACCUGGAAGGUCUCUUUUGUCUCCAAAAUGUAUGUUCCCCAGAAGUAGACUAGAUCCCUGACUGUUUUCAUGUGCUUAAUGGCUCUUAACCCCUUUUGAUGAAGUUAAAACCUUCAUAAUUUAAAAAUUCAGAAUUAAAGUAUAUGUCCUCUUACUGCAGAAAGAAAGAAGCACCUUAAUAAGACCUAAGUUUGAAAUAGUGUUUUAAACAUUUGUAAGAUUUUGUAAAUGCUCUAGAUGUUUUAUUUUUGCAUUAUUUUUACCUCGAAAUUGUAUAAACUUUUUUACGAUGAAUUAUAAGCAUUAGACAGCUAACUCAGGUUCCUUACAACCUUCAAAAUGCAGAGAAGAGUUAUAAACACUCUGCUGUAGGUAACUUGUUUUAAACCUUUUGGGAACUUCCUGGUUCCACUGCCUAUUCAAGUCUGGAACAAAUACACACAGAGCAAUAAUUGCAGAAAAGACACUUCAGACCCGGAGCUGCAGUAGCUGUAGGGCACGGGUCUCUCUGUCUGUACCACAUCACCUUAUGCCUAAGGUUGACUGAGUAGCUGCGUCGUCAAACUUGUAUGUAUCAUAUCCCCAGCAAAGAUGGAAUUCAUUGUGCAGAAUUGAUAUAUAUGCAUGCUCCAGUUACUAAUUUAAAGUGUAUAGAAUAUUUUAAUAUAUAAUUUUUGUAAAGAACUGGGAUUUUUAUAUUACAGUAUUUGUAAUUAAUGUGUCUCACUAAUUUUCUCUUGAAGAAAAUACGCAGACUGUUAGACACAUACUGAGUGGUUUCCGAACUCUAAAGAUACAAUAAACGCACUGCAACAGUGCUGUUAAAAAACCUUCCUUUGUGGCUAUCUGAAUCCUUAAAUGUCGGUGUGACAAACAGUGUUGACAGGGAGCCGCUCCGGCUUGUUAGCCUGCGGCUCCUUGAUGAGAGCUUCACUCUGCAUUUGUUCAAUUCCUAUGUGUUGCUUUUGGCAUAUGCUUGCUUUUUGCACUAGUAGGAUUUUAACUUACCUCAUUAUUAUGUUGGUAAUCAUUUGUAUAGUUUCCAUAAUGUGUCUGAUGUAGACGAAACAGAUACUUAGCCAAAGUUAAAAUUAAAAUAAAUGGUAAGCAGUUUUGCACAUGUUAAA
Molecule: messenger RNA, 4268 nt
Organism: Chinchilla lanigera (long-tailed chinchilla)
Lineage: Eukaryota; Metazoa; Chordata; Mammalia; Rodentia; Chinchillidae
Gene: Hcfc2
Product: host cell factor C2
Exons: 15
Coding region: 38-2413 (791 amino acids)
Biological process (GO): regulation of DNA-templated transcription; chromatin remodeling
Cellular component (GO): histone methyltransferase complex
Molecular function (GO): transcription coactivator activity; protein binding
Source: RefSeq, a predicted model, not a curated record